This is a messenger RNA of Penicillium concentricum, 603 nucleotides long. RefSeq lists its product as uncharacterized. The transcript has a single exon. The record is from RefSeq and is a predicted model, not a curated record. Bases 1 to 603 code for a protein of 200 amino acids. NCBI's taxonomy places the organism in Eukaryota, Fungi, Ascomycota, Eurotiomycetes, Eurotiales, Aspergillaceae.
AUGCAGUACAAGGUCCUUGCCACUCUUUUCUUCGCCGCCACGGCCCUGGCUGCCCCUGCGGAUUCUACUGCCACAUCAGGCACUGAGACUACCGGCAGCGAUGACACUUUCGAUCUCGAGGAUGUUCCCAGCUCCAUUAUGAGUGUUCUGGCAACAGCCAUUCCGGAGUCAUGGUACAAUGACCUCCUGGACCCGGCCUCCCUCUCCGCGAUCGAUAGCGCUGCUUCUGCUGGCACCUACCCAGCCUGGUACAACGCGUUGCCUAGCGACGUUAAGUCUUGGGCCACUGGACACUUCGGUGCCGACCUCAUGGGUGGUGCCUCGGCAACUGCCACUCAAACUAAGUCUGCUGGUAGCAGCGCUAUCGAAACUGGCUCCAGCCUCGUUGGCUACAGCAUCACUGCCACCCAAACCUCCUCCAACGCCGCCGAGACCACUUUGGCUUCUUCUACCUCGGGCUCCAGCUCUGACUCGACCUCCAGCUCUGCAUCGUCUUCUCCCUCUUCUUCGCAGUCUACUGGCGGUGCUCCUGCUCCUACCGGGGCCGUUGCCAUGGGUGUUGCUGGUGCAGCUGGUCUUUUGGCUUUGGCUCUUGCCCUCUAG